AUGUUGCAUCAAUUCGAACCGUACGAUGACAACGUCUCGGCUCUCGCCUUCUCUCACGACAACGAGGUGCUCGCCUCUGGCUCAAACGACCAGAACAUCAUCCUCUGGAAUGUCACGAGCGGGCAGGAAAUCAGGAGGCUCGAGCCGCAUGUCGCCGUCCACUCCCUCGCAUUCUCUCCGGACGGCUCCAAGCUCGUCGCGGGCGCGUACGACGGGUCCCUCUUCGUGUGGAACACUGCGACAUACGAGGACCCAGUCAAACUGAGCAGGCACGUUGCAGCCGUCACAUUCGCCGUGUUCUCUCCCGACGGUCGCUACAUGGCGACGGGUGGGCUAGAGAGCGAAUGCUACAUUUGGGACAUGGCGCGUCUCAAGCUCAACGGCCUCGUGUGGACAGUCGCGUGCUCCCCAGACGGGAAGAGCGUAGCGUCCUUGUCGAGCGACUCUACAUUUAAGGUGUACGACUUGUACAGCGUGGAUCCGAAGCUGUCGCUGGACGGACACGACAGCAUGAUCGGUGUGGUCGAGUUCUCUCCCGAUGGGAAUUACAUCGCGUCUGCGGCGUUGGACAGUACGAUGUGGCUGUGGAAGGCGGAGGACGGGUCUGCAUUGACGACGUACAAGGAUCACAGCAACAAUGUGACAGUCGUGGUGUUCUCUCCUGACAGUUCGACGCUCGCGUCUGGCUCGCAUGACGGGACUGUUUGCAUUCAGCCGCUCCAUAUGCCUACUGCUGGGUGA
Messenger RNA from Dichomitus squalens LYAD-421 SS1, 741 nucleotides. Its product is annotated as WD40 repeat-like protein. Gene Ontology annotation, molecular function: protein binding. The record is from RefSeq and is a predicted model, not a curated record. NCBI's taxonomy places the organism in Eukaryota, Fungi, Basidiomycota, Agaricomycetes, Polyporales, Polyporaceae. The transcript is spliced from 2 exons. Bases 1 to 741 code for a protein of 246 amino acids.